This is a messenger RNA of Salmo salar (Atlantic salmon), 3289 nucleotides long. RefSeq names its product thioredoxin reductase 1, cytoplasmic. NCBI's taxonomy places the organism in Eukaryota, Metazoa, Chordata, Actinopteri, Salmoniformes, Salmonidae. Gene Ontology annotation, biological process: glutathione metabolic process; cell redox homeostasis; cellular response to oxidative stress. The record is from RefSeq and is a predicted model, not a curated record. Gene Ontology annotation, molecular function: glutathione-disulfide reductase (NADPH) activity; flavin adenine dinucleotide binding; thioredoxin-disulfide reductase (NADPH) activity. Gene Ontology annotation, cellular component: mitochondrion; cytosol.
CUGACCUUAAACAAGAUUUACUCAGAACAUUUCGCGGGGUUGAUAUACCGGGCGGGUGUUGAAACGACAUGAGGGCAGAAGUUGACCUGUUGGAAUUAUAUCUAGCUAGCAAGGUAGUUUCUAUCUAUCUGUGAUUCGCAAGGACAACUACUUGAGAAAUCGGACUUGCUGGGUCAUCGUUUAACAGCUAGGUUGCGUGUUGGAGGGAGUUUCGCUCCGCUCUUUCCCAUACGUUCAAGCUUGCCAGGAGGCAAGCCAGGCGAAAAUAGUCCAACAAUGCCUCCCAUCGACGAUGACACUGGGAGGAAUCAACUAAAAUCUCGGAUACAGGAACUUAUUGAUUCAAACCAAGUGUUGGUAUUCAGUAAAAGCUACUGUCCAUAUUGUGUGAAAGUGAAGGAUCUGUUCAAGGAACUGAACGUGAAUUGCAAUGUGGUGGAGCUGGAUCUAAUUGAUAAUGGAUCAAACUAUCAAGAACUUCUGCUUGAGAUGACCAGGCAGAAAACUGUCCCCAAUGUCUUCGUCAACAAAACCCACAUUGGCGGCUGUGACAAAACAAUGCAGGCCCACAAAGAUGGCAUCCUUCAAAAGCUACUGUGCGAGAAGAAUGAGGUCUACGAGUAUGACCUCAUCGUCAUCGGGGGCGGAUCGGGAGGCCUGGCCUGCUCAAAGGAGGCAGCGACGCUGGGGAAGAAGGUGAUGGUGUUGGACUAUGUGGUGCCCACGCCGAAAGGGAACACCUGGGGCCUGGGUGGCACGUGCGUGAACGUGGGCUGCAUCCCCAAGAAGCUGAUGCACCAGACAGCCCUGCUAGGGACCUCCAUGCAGGAUGCCCGCAAGUUUGGCUGGGAGUUGCCUGAGGAGACAGUGAAGCACAACUGGGAGACGAUGAAGACCGCGGUGAACAACUACAUUGGCUCGUUGAACUGGGGCUACCGGGUGGCGCUGCGUGACAAGAACGUCAACUACGUCAACUCCUACGCAGAGUUCAUCGAGCCACACAAAAUCAAGGCGACCAACAAGCGAGGAAAGGAGACCUUCCAUACAGCAGCUAAGUUUAUCCUGGCGACGGGCGAGAGGCCGCGUUACCUGGGCGUCCCCGGAGACAAAGAGUACUGCAUCACCAGCGAUGACCUGUUCUCGCUCCCCCACUGCCCCGGCAAGACCCUGGUGAUCGGGGCAUCCUACGUGGCGCUCGAGUGCGGGGGUUUCCUUGCCGGCCUGGGCCUGGAUGUGACGGUCAUGGUACGCUCCAUCUUGCUGAGGGGCUUCGACCAGGACAUGGCCAACCGCGCCGGUGAGCACAUGGAAGAGCAUGGUGUCAAGUUCCUCCGGAAGUACGUCCCUGUCAAGGUGGAGGAGCUGGAGGCAGGCACUCCUGGGAGGCUGAAGGUGACAGCCAAGAGCACGGAGAGUGACGAAACCAUCGAGGGAGAAUACAACACUGUGUUGAUAGCCGUGGGGCGUGACGCGUGUACAGGCAAGAUCGGCCUGGAUCAAGCCGGAGUCAAAGUCAACCCCAAGAACGGUAAGGUCCCGGUGAACGACGAGGAACAGACCAACGUGCCGCACAUCUACGCCAUCGGAGACAUCCUGGAGGGCAAGUGGGAGCUGACACCCGUGGCCAUCCAGGCCGGAAAGCUGCUGGCACGCCGGCUGUACGCGGGAGCCUCGCUCAAGUGUGACUACGUAAACGUUCCCACCACUGUGUUCACCCCUCUGGAGUAUGGCGCCUGUGGGCAUUCUGAGGAGAAAGCUAUUGAGCUGUACGGCCAAGACAACUUGGAGGUGUACCACAGUCUCUUCUGGCCUCUGGAGUUCACUGUCCCCAACAGGGACAACAACAAGUGCUACUCCAAGAUCAUCUGCAAUAAACUGGACAAUGACCGUGUGAUCGGAUUCCACUACCUGGGGCCCAACGCAGGCGAGGUGACGCAGGGCUAUGGCGUGGCCAUGAAGUGCGGACUGACUAAAGAGCAGCUGGACAACACCAUCGGCAUCCACCCCACCUGCGCUGAGAUCUUCACCACCAUGGAGGUGACCAAGAGCUCGGGCGGUGACAUCACCCAGGCGGGCUGCUGAGGUUAAACCCUGCUCGUUUAGCAGGCUGUCCCGUUCUUCAUCUUAGAUAUCUCCAUCUCGCCCUCCCUCUCACCUCGUAUCUCUGCCAACCUGGCCCCCACUCAAAUUCUACAUCCAAGGCCAAUCUCUUCUCAGGAAAAAACAAUGAGGUGAUUAGAAACCAGGGUGGUGGGGUCUGAAUGAAUAAAACCACUCCUUUGGGAAUAGGGGUGGAUGGGGAAAUAUGUCUCGCUGUCUGAAAGAUUGAGCCAAAAGAUGCACUGAGGGGGCCUGUAGCGUGGACAUACAAGGUGAGAUAAUGAGAUGAGGUGAGUUACGAUCUAUGGGACAGCCUACUAGACAGCGGGGUUACUCUGCUGCUUUUUACAAGGUGCCACUUGUGUCUUGCUCAGAGGUGCACCACCCCUCUAGGGAUGUGUGAGUGCUAUUUGACGUCCUGGCCCUUAACCCAGUCACUGUGGUGGGCUAGGACCGAUGUCCCUCUGUGUCCAAAUGCACAUGGGGUGAACCGAACCCUUCGUCCAACUCCCCAACUUAAACACAUUUUACAUACGCAUACAUACACUCACGUAAGAUAUUGUUUCUUUUGUCAUCACGACUCUUCUCUUCUGUCAUGCCAUCAACAUUCUUGGCAGAAGUGUAUUAUCAAAUAUCUUAGAUAUGAAGAAAAAAAAACAUAAUUGAGGUUAAUGUGGUUGGCAAAGUAUGUUUGUUUUUAAUCUGCAUUUCUCAUGGUAUCGACCUUUCUCCACAUCAAGGUCGUUAGCCUUAGAUUAAAGACGCCUCCCAGUUCCAAUUUCUACCAAAGUGUUACCCAAAAAAGUGACAGAAGUCAAGAGAAAAAGAGCCUCCGACAUUCAAAGCUCUGCUGCUUCAGGAAACACUUUCUGUUAGGACUUCCAAGGAAUGAGUACAUAACUCGAAUUGUACUGAAUGUUAAAAAAUAAAUACAUCUUAAGUUUACAGUGGAGAAUUAAACAAAUGCUUCUUUGUAUCAGUUUGCUGUUUCGUUUGCCUCUGCAUUAUUUGUGUAUUUAAGAUGUAGCCAAUCUGGUAGAGGACAGUAUUUUAAGAUUAAAUAAAUUCCUAUGACUACUGUUGUUGAGCAGUGACACCGGUCAAACUGUAUAAAUGACUGCUUCACUGGUAUCACCUUUGUAGAUUAUCUUUUGAAGACAAAUAAAAGUUAUGUCAACAUGCAAGAUCA